GGAUUUAUUGGUAAAAAUGGUCGUCGAUGGGUUUUAAUAAUUAAUAAACGAUAUGUUGAUGUUGAUGUAUUUUUACCUGGAUGUACUGGUGGUCGAAUGCAAAUUGUAAAUGAAGCAUCAGCUUUUGGAUCGGCAAGUGAAGUAACAUUAAUGUUGAGCAGAAUAACAUUAAGUCCAUUUGCUGUUGCUGUUAUUCAUAUGCCUCCUGGCAACAUCCAGUGA
Molecule: messenger RNA, 222 nt
Organism: Rotaria sp. Silwood2
Lineage: Eukaryota; Metazoa; Rotifera; Eurotatoria; Philodinida; Philodinidae
Source: the annotation of a GenBank genome assembly